AUCAUACUAUUUUUAUAUUAUUUAAACAUGCGUAGUGUCGAAGAAAUUUAUUCAGAACUUGAAUCAUAUAGAAAAAGUGUCCAAGGCUCUUUUUCAGAGAUUUCCGAGCUGGAUAUGUCCUGUAAAACUAUCUUGAAGAAUUACUUAAAUAGUACGAGUACCACAAAUCCAGCAGUCAAUAUAAAAAUACAAGCAGUAAUUGAUUACAUGUAUGAAAGAGUCAAUAUUGGUAAUUGGAAAGAGGUGAAACUUUUCUUAAGAAAAACUAUUACCAUAGCAUCAUAUUUGAAAUUAAUUUAUUUGGUAAAACUAGCAAAGUUUAUAGAUAAUAAUUUUAUAAAAGAAUCAUAUAAAAUAAUUGAUUUUGGCAUUUUAUUUGGAUGUCCACUAGAUAAUGAGCCUCAAUUGUUACAAAAUUGUGCAUCUUGUUUCAAUACCCUAUCCCAAGAGUCUUCUGAUAAUGACAAUGCGAUAUUGAAUAUACAAGAGAGCAUUAUAGUUGAAAGUAGCAAAUAUAAUACUCAGCCUCUCGAUAUUCUUGAUUGUCCUAGUAUGGAACAUUUCUAUAGAGAUUACAUUUUAAAAGAUAGACCUGCCAUUUUGAACAAUUGUAUCAAUCAUUGGCCAGCCCUAAAUAAAUGGAAACAUAUAAGUUACUUCAAUAAAGUUGCUGGUUCAAGAACAGUGCCUAUAGAGUUAGGUCGUGUUUACACAGAUUCUGAUUGGACACAAAAACUAAUGACAGUUGGUGAAUUUAUAAACAAACACAUUUAUCAAUCCCAUGGAGCUACAGGUUAUCUGGCCCAGUACCAGCUGUUUGAACAUAUUCCAGAAUUGAGAGGAGACAUUUCUGAACCAGAAUACUGCUGUUUCUCAGACAAUGAUGAAGCUGUAGAUAUAAUGGCUUGGUUUGGCCCAAAAGGUACUGUAUCGGCUCUACAUCAUGACCCCAAAAGAAACUUGUUAACACAAGUUGUUGGUGAAAAACAUAUAUUUCUAUUUUCACCCAAUGAUUCAGAGUUUUUAUACCCACAUGACCAUGAGUUAUUGAAUAACACAGCACAGGUGGAUCCAAGGGAACCUGACCUAGAGAAAUAUCCCAAAUAUACUAAUGCAACUGCAUAUUACUGUGUCUUACAUCCUGGUCAAAUGUUAUACAUACCUCCAAAGUGGUGGCAUUUUGUAGAAUCACUAUCUAUAAGCAUAUCAGUGAGUUUCUGGUGGAACUAAAACCAUGUUAAUAUUAAGAAAG
Molecule: messenger RNA, 1252 nt
Organism: Achroia grisella
Lineage: Eukaryota; Metazoa; Arthropoda; Insecta; Lepidoptera; Pyralidae
Gene: JMJD5
Product: bifunctional peptidase and arginyl-hydroxylase JMJD5
Exons: 1
Coding region: 28-1230 (400 amino acids)
Cellular component (GO): nucleus
Molecular function (GO): histone H3K36 demethylase activity
Source: RefSeq, a predicted model, not a curated record